CAGUUCUACAGAAGGAAAGUCAACAAAAUGAAGACAGCCCUAAUUUUGCUCAGCCUUUUGGGAAUAGCUUGUGCUUUCUCAGCAAAAAACUUAUAUCGAAGGGCCAAAUUAGAGGAUUCUGAAGAAAAUGGGGUCCUCAAUCACAGACAGAGAUAUUAUCUAUACAAAUAUUCCUACUUUUACCCACCUCUAAAACGAAUUCCAGUUCAGCACAAUGUUGAUUCAUCUGAGGAAGGUGAUGGUGAUAGCUCAGAGGAGGAGGAAGAGGAAGAGGAGACUUCAAAUGAAGAAGAAUCAGAGACUAAUGGAAGUGAAGAUGAAGAAGAAGAAGAAGGUGGAGAAUCUACCACUCUAUCAGCCACUACAUCUGGAUAUGAAGAGGAGAAUACCACUGCAAGUGGCGAUUUAGCAGUGGGUUUAGCAGCAAUUCAAAUUCCAAAGAAGGGUGAAGACAGUAAAAAUAAUACCAAAAAGGAAGAAAGUGAUGAAGAAGAGGAGGAAGAAGAGGAAGAAGAGAAUGAAGAGAGUGAAGCUGAAGUAGAUAAAAAUAAAGAAGUAGUCAAUGGCACUGAUCAUGGUGGUGCUGAAGGAGACCAUGGAAAUGGGAGCAGUGGGAAAGAAGAUGGAGAAGAGGAAGAAGAAGUAGAAAAUGGCACUGAAGCCAGUGUAGACAAGGACAACAACAGUACUGAACUGGCCACAUCUCCGAACAGUAGGUAUGAGUCUAUUACUCUUCCAGAAGGGAUCUAUGAAGUUACUUCUCUUCCAUACGAAGAAAGCACCAGCAAUCUGUAUGACAGCGGCUAUGAAGAACCAGUCACUAAUGAAUAUGAUAAUGGGUAUGAAACCUAUGAAAAUGAGAAUGGAGAACCCCGAGGUGACAAUUACAGAGCAUAUGAGGAUGAAUAUAGCUACUACAAAGGGCAACCAUACAAUGGCUAUGAAGGUCAAGAUUACUACUAUCACCAGUGA
Molecule: messenger RNA, 972 nt
Organism: Gracilinanus agilis (Agile Gracile Mouse Opossum)
Lineage: Eukaryota; Metazoa; Chordata; Mammalia; Didelphimorphia; Didelphidae
Gene: IBSP
Product: integrin binding sialoprotein
Exons: 7
Coding region: 28-972 (314 amino acids)
Biological process (GO): cell adhesion; ossification; extracellular matrix organization
Cellular component (GO): extracellular region
Source: RefSeq, a predicted model, not a curated record